UUGCAUUGCCGUCCGCUUUCGCGUACUCGAUGUUUUCAGAAUGGAGACAAACGGAGAAUAUCAACAAAAUACAAAAAAGGGAAGCAUGCAAAGUAUUUCACAGUGGUUCGUUGAAAAAUCUCAAAGCUGCUUGAAACAGCAAGAUGAUCGAUAUGCGUGUAAAGCUUUCCUCCUAACAGCUAAAAUCAUCUGCCCUCAUGACUUCGAAAUACAAUAUCAGGCAUAUUGCUUUGAGAAAACUGCACACAAUGUCAAACAGGCAGCCUCUAUUCUUCUUGAAAUGUUUAAGAAUUUCCCUUUGGAUGGCAGACUAGAUGAUGAAUUGAAGGCUAUCUCAAAGGCAUUACUUGGAGACUCCAAGGACACACAUGCAUCAUUUCUCAAAGAUGUUUAUGAGCAGCUGUCAACUAAAAUACAGAAAGAAAUACUGGAUCAUUGUGCAAAACUAAGCCAACAGAAUCACAAUGAUUUAGAGGAGCUUCGUCUCAAACUACUCAUCAAUCAACGAUUUAACAAAGAUGGACCAAAAGAAGUGACCCUUCUGUUGAACAGUAUCUUGGAUAUUGAGAGGAAAGAAGGAUUCAAGAGUGUGGCUAACCCGUACAGGAAGCUAAUGGUUUAUGAAGUACUUCCAUUUGCAUUGUCUAUGGAUAAAUUGAGUCAGUACUGCUCCUCUAAGGACUAUUCUAAAUGGUUGCAGAAGACUAUGGAGUAUUUUAUCACCAUGGCAACGAACCCGCAGAAGCUGUCUGGUGGGGAUCACAUGACCCAUGGUGUGAUCGGAGGUGAAGGGUCAGAGAUGUUCAGGGGGUCACCGUGGGUGAGCCUUCAACACAUGCUGAAAUUGUUUGCCAAGUGUUGUCAUUGGGAGAGUGGCUUUAUCUCUUCACCCGGAAGUGGUUUGGGGGAGAGUUGGUCAGUUAUCCAGAAGCAUGUCCAGAGACACAGUAAUAACAGCAGAGAGGAAGGAGAGAAGGUACCUCCUAAACCAGCUUUCUAUGCCAGUUUGGUUCUCCUCCUCAGGGCAUCCUAUCACUACGUAUCCAUCAUGAGUCCACAGCAGUAUGGUGGAUCAUCCAGUCAUCACCAUCAAUCUCAUGUGUUACUUGAAGACCUUGAACCAAAGAAAAGAUCCAAGAAGCACAAACACGCACACAAGAAACGCAAGUUAGAAGGGGACAAAGAGACUCAUAUCGAUUCUGAUGGAUCAGAUGAUAUCUUAGAUGUGAUCCAACCUUCUGAGAUGACACCUCUCUCUGCCGAGAUCACAGAAGCCUUCCACACUGCCAUGAAUUGUUGGCAACUUCUCAACUCGAAUGAUACAUUUGUCAAAGACUUUAACUGGUUAUUGCAUAGAUGGAAAGCUGAAUCAUGGUCCUGGUUUAAUAGCUUUCAAGCAGAUAGGCUUCUAUAUCUGGGUGAAAAUGUUCAAGCUAUAGCCAUGCUGCAGGCAAAGUUAAAAGCAGAACAAGAUGAGACACACCUUGAAAGCUCUGAUCGUAUGAAAAUUCUCAUUCAACUGGCUUGUAUCUAUCAGUCGAUGGCUAGAUUAGCGGAUGCUAGUGAUUGUAUUCUGCAAGCCAUCGGUAUCAUGAAGACUAACUACGUGGAAGGCAAUCCUAACAGGGGUAUAGUGAGUGAAGGAUCAUUGACAGGGGCAGGGAAAUCCGGUAGACUUCUUCAUAUCUUAUCAGCUAGUCCAUCCACACUGCUACCUUACUGUAUCCAACUGGUCCUUCUUGCAUUUAAGAAACGUGUCCUUCACCGAGCAGAUUCCAACGACACUGGGUUAGGUCACCUGAUAGUUUUGAUGCAGUAUUAUUGGCCGAGAGAAGAACCACUGUUUAACGAGGCUAUCAGAAGAAUCAGAAAACAAGGCAGCUUCUUCUAUCACUGUUUUCUCAACUAUGUCAUCAAUAUUGAUAUUCUGGAAGAGUUUGCUCAUCUGAAGACAGAAGAUGGAGGAAAGGUCAAUCUUGAUAUUCUGCCUUCCUCAUCCAGUGUUCAAAGACAAAGGACAGUGACAAGAGGAAUUACUAGAGGAGGUACUGAGGAUUUCCGUGCUGCCAUGGAGAGACAAGUUAUGAGGAGUAAUGAUAACAUAGAAGCUGUUAUCAUGAAGUUCCUUAUGGAAGAGAGAGACUCCAUCAAACUUACAUUUGCUGAUAGCUAAUAGAGGAUUACUUAUCCUGCUGACUAGAAGAAAACAGAAGGAUGAAUCUGAAAAUACAAGUAUAAAUAGGUUAUGUGGAGUAAUGAUAAUUUGAAAGGUGUCAUCAUGACAUUUCUUAUUGAAGAGAGGGUCUCCAUCAAACCAGACUGAAAAUCAGUCUAUUUCUGUUAGGAUAUGCUUCGCUGAGACUUUGUCUGGCUUUGCGGCAUUUCUUCCCUCCAUUGACCAAAAUAAUCCAUAUGCAUCGCCAUGGCAGUAGUAAGCAUUAAAAAAAUAAUAAAAACUAACCCAUACCAGCAAAAUGCUGGCCUGCCGAGUCCCUACGGAAGUUACCAUAACAGAAACAAACAGAAGAUGUAAAUAAUGCUAAUCGUAAAUUGCGAAAAUCAGCAUCCAAGCAGAAAUGUUAGGCUUUGGCUUAGUCAACAUUCAUGAUUAGAGAAUAAAAAUUCACAGUUGUGAGAUUGGUUCACUAGUGACUGUGGAACUAUUUCUGCAGGUCUAUUUAGUGAAUAAGCAAGCGGAAUCAGAAGCUUUUGCCAUUGCAAAUGAUUAUUCAUGAACUGAAAAUGGUAACAUCAACAUGAUUGGCUGGUGCAUUUGUAUACUCAAGCUGCAAGAGAAACAUGACGGCAUACUGGACUGGUGGGGAGGGUUGGUGAUUCACAAAUAGUUAAGAGUGACUUAGAGUUGCACUUAAAUUCCUAGUUGCUUGUGGUAAAAAUGGCAUCACCUCAUUUGUCAAAGUGUGCUAACAGGAUGCACACUACUGCGUAGCAACAUAAUAGUUGCCCGUUAUGUAUCAAUUUGCGCAUCAGCAUUUAAGCAUGACUAUUACGUCACACUUAACUCUUUGUGGAAGACCCCCAGUCUGUUUAAAUAACAAAAUUUGUAUUUUACAUUUUGAGAAACUAUAGCUGAUUAUUUCCAAGAAAUUACUUUACUCUGUUGCUUUGUUUCCCCAAUUAAAUGUGGGAUAUAAGCAGAAAUCAAAGAGGGUGAGGUUACGUACCCUU
Molecule: messenger RNA, 3189 nt
Organism: Lytechinus variegatus (green sea urchin)
Lineage: Eukaryota; Metazoa; Echinodermata; Echinoidea; Temnopleuroida; Toxopneustidae
Gene: ints10
Product: integrator complex subunit 10-like
Exons: 16
Coding region: 41-2173 (710 amino acids)
Biological process (GO): snRNA processing
Cellular component (GO): integrator complex
Source: RefSeq, a predicted model, not a curated record